This is a messenger RNA of Girardinichthys multiradiatus, 1005 nucleotides long. RefSeq names its product N-acetyllactosaminide beta-1,3-N-acetylglucosaminyltransferase 2. The record is from RefSeq and is a predicted model, not a curated record. Gene Ontology annotation, cellular component: membrane. Gene Ontology annotation, molecular function: hexosyltransferase activity. Lineage: Eukaryota; Metazoa; Chordata; Actinopteri; Cyprinodontiformes; Goodeidae.
AUGAGGGACAUUUUUGAGAAGUUACCAAAGCAGAUACAAGAAUCUGCAAGCCACAUGCAAAGGAGGGACUAUCCUAUUGUCAUUCAUGCGAAUGGAGAAUGUGGAGCUCAGUCAAAGCAUGAGAAGGAGCCCCCGCUGAUUCUUUUUGCCAUCAAGUCAACAGCACUACACUUUAGUAAUCAACAUGCUAUUCGGCUGACUUGGGGACGGGUUGGAUGGGUGGAGGGACAGAGGAUUAACAGCAGUGGUGCAGAAGUAGGUGGAGGGUACAUCCGCAGGGUUUUCUUGCUAGGCAAAGAAUCCUCAGAUGAGCUGGGUGUAGAUGUAUCCCAUUUACUAAGAAGAGAAAAUAAACUUCAUGGAGACAUUCUGUAGUGGGACUUCCAAGACACAUUUCUUAACCUGACUUUGAAGGAUGUGCUCUUCUGGAGCUGGUUCUCGCACCACUGCAGUCAGCCUCUCUUUGUCUUCAAGGGAGACGAUGAUGUCUUCGUCAACACCUCAAGACUAAUCACCUACCUCCAGCAUCAGUUAGAGAAGCACCAAUCCCACAACACCAUGGCCAAUUUCAUGGUUGGUGAGGUCAUAAGGUCUGCUUUACCCAAUCAAGAGAGGAAAUCUAAAUAUUUUAUCCCAGAAGGCUUCCACAGGGGGAUCUAUCCCAUGUAUGCAGGAGGAGAAGGGGUGGUUUACUCAGACAGGUUGGCUCGACACCUCAUAUUUAAAACAAUUCACCUGUUUCCCAUUGACGAUGUCUAUGUAGGAAUGUGCAUGAUACGUCUCAACGCCCUUCCAGUCCACCACCCUGCCUUCCUCACGUUUGACUUCACCGAGGAGAAGAGGCAGCUGUGUUCAUACCAUACCAUCCUUCUGAUCCACAAGCGGAAUCCCAGAGACGUAGUUGACCUUUGGGCUCGCAUGAAAAACACGAGGGAACGUUGUGGAGAUCUCUCUCUAAGGGCUGACAAGAAAAAAGUGGAGACCUCACCAAUACUCAGUACUUAA